Linum trigynum is the source of this 1247-nucleotide messenger RNA. NCBI's taxonomy places the organism in Eukaryota, Viridiplantae, Streptophyta, Magnoliopsida, Malpighiales, Linaceae. The record is from the annotation of a GenBank genome assembly.
GUGAAUGGGCUUCGAGGAUUUGGAGUAAAUCGGAGGUUGCGAACUGUUUUGCUCGAUGUGGGACGAGUUCUUGUUUUCAUUGGUUUAAAUAAGUGGCUGCACUUGGUGACGAAGUAAGCCACGAGAAUUGAGGGAAGGAAUGCUCAUAUGUUUAAUGGAGCAAAACUGGUCGAAGAGGAGAUACCAGUGCGUGCAAAGUAUUUUCUGAUCGAUUACAAGCAGCAUCAGCAGAGAGAGGAAGUUUUGUCGAGCCUAGUCGUGAGGAAGAACUGGCAGAAACCAACGAUGGGUAGAGUUUCUGUCUGCACAAACGCUGACAUCCUUCCUUCUGGGGAUACAAGACUUGUAGUUGUGGUUGGAGAUGCUGAGGGGAUAUUUAUGUAUGCAGCUGCAAAAAAUAUACCAGGGACGUGGACAAGUGAAGGGGCAGAAGCUCUCGCAUUGGAGAUGGGAGUGCAGGUGGCGUACCUAUUCCAACUCCAAAAUGUGAUGAUGGAAACAGAUUGCCUCUCGGUAAUAACAAGAUUACAAAGUCCGAACUUGGCCCAAGAUGAGAUAGGAGUGGUGUGUCAUAGCAUUGAACGCUACAUGUCUUUGAUGGGGAAUAGCAGUUGGCGACAUAUAUGUAGAGAAGCGAACAAUGUCGCUCAUAUAAUGGCGCAUGCGAAGGGACGGAGCGGCAGCAAGGCGGGCAGCUUCUGCUUCACCAAUUUCAUUGAAGAAGGCUGGGAUGCUCGGCUGGACAGCACAGUCGUCGGUAUACAACUUGAGGAAAAACUCUCUGGCAAGCGUUUUGAGAAGACGAGAAGAAAUGAAAGAGUUGUUUAGGUAGAUAGGCCCCAAAUCUAUUUGGUUGAUCAGGUUUAGCUGGAUAAUGUAACCGUCAUGUCUGAUCAAUAAAAGCAGUAUACAGGUAUCCUGUAAAAAAAUUCAUUACAACUGAAUAGGGAGAGGGAAAUUAGCAUUCUUAUUCAAGAAGGUUUUAGUAGUUGCCCACUUAGUUUUGAUGUUUUUACUUGCAUGGCCAGUUAAUUGAGCAUUGGAGCGAUUUUUUUUACGUCAUGUAUAACAUUGUUUUAUGCGAUACAGAAAAUUAUUACGUGAGAUGAAAAAAUGUGUUACAUUCCUAGUAAAAACAGCACCAGAGUGUGAAAUUUAUAUAAUGGAUGUCAUAUUGUCCGACAGAGGUAGUCCAAUUUUUAUGGAGAAAAUUUUAAAUCGAGUUGAAAUGAAUAAGAUUUUAAAUC